Molecule: messenger RNA, 463 nt
Organism: Rhizophagus irregularis DAOM 181602=DAOM 197198
Lineage: Eukaryota; Fungi; Glomeromycota; Glomeromycetes; Glomerales; Glomeraceae
Source: RefSeq, a predicted model, not a curated record
AAAAAAAAAAAAUUUUUUUUUUUUUACACUUUUUUUUUCUCGCUUAAACAACAAAUUCUUCUUUUUUUAAAAAAUAAUAAAUAAAUAAACUUCGCAUCAUGCUUUCUACGUUAAAAAAUAUCUCCCUAAAGUCUAUUGGAAAAAGUAUUUUUUCCAAAACGGCCGGUACAAUUGUCGGAUGUACUUUCGUUGCGGGUGUAGGAGCUGGUUCGGUAUAUAUUAAUUACAAGAUGACUAAAGAUCAAACGGAUUCAAUCAAUGAAAAACUCAAGUUAAUUGAUGGUCGGUUAACCGCAAUUGAAAAACGUCCUAACUAUUAGCUUUAUGGUAUUUUUAAAUAAAUGGUAGUGGGUUUUAAAUAAAUGGUAUUGGUUUUUUAAAUAAAUGGUAGUUGAUAUUCAAAAAGAAAGAUAUUGUAAACAUGUAAACAUCAAAGAUCCAAAUUAAAUUUAAUUCAGGAUUA